Messenger RNA from Aspergillus pseudoviridinutans, 1017 nucleotides. Its product is annotated as glycoside hydrolase family 43 protein. Bases 1 to 1017 code for a protein of 338 amino acids. The transcript has 4 exons. Lineage: Eukaryota; Fungi; Ascomycota; Eurotiomycetes; Eurotiales; Aspergillaceae. The record is from RefSeq and is a predicted model, not a curated record.
AUGAAGAGCCUCACGACGAUCUGCGCGGGGAUCCUUGCCCUCCUCACCCCUAUCAUGGCGCUUCCCCAACCUCUCCCUCUCGAUCUCCAAAAAGCCGACCCGCCUAAAGUGGGCUAUCUCGAUUUCUACUGGAAGACGGAGGACGAGAGCGUCUACCUCGCCUUGAGUAACAAUAGUAAUCCACUCGACUUCACCACGAUCAACGGUGGGAAGCCCAUCGUCUCCCCGACCCUGGGCACAAAGGCCGUCCGGGACGUCUCGAUCAUUGAGGGCGUAGGCCAUGACAAGGGAAAGUACUAUCUGAUCGGAACGGAUCUGGAUAUUGACACUACUACCUGGGAUAAAGCGACUCGGACUGGAUCGCGGGCCAUCUUCGUCUGGGAGAGCAGAGAUCUGAUCCAUUGGACUGACGAGCGACUUGUGACGGUCGAGGAUGCGACAGCCGGCAUGGUCUGGGCGCCGGAUGCAAUCUGGGAUUCGAAAGCCGGAAAAUAUCUGGUGCACUGGGCAUCCAAAUUUUACGCAGCAGAUGAUCCCAACCACACCGGCAAUGCCACCACCACGGAGAUCAUCCGCUACGCUCACACCACUGACUUCAAGACCUUCACCAAGCCGCAGACCUACAUCGACCACAAGACGAGCUCAAUAAUCGACCUCAGCAUUCUCCGCGUCGACGACAACACCUUCGUCCGCUUCUACGUCAGCGGCAAGGUUUCCGGCCCUGUGGUCGAAGUAAGCCGCAACGGCCUGUUCGGUGACUGGGUCAGCCCCUCGGGCACCAUCAAGGACAGCACCCACUUCGAGGGCCCAUAUCCCUUCUGGGACAACGUGCAACCUGGCAAGGCGUAUCUGGUUUGCGACAAAGUGGGCAGCGUCACCGGUUUGUCGCCGUGGGUGUCGACGGAUGUGACAUCGGGAACGUUUACGCCUGUUUCGGGCUAUAACCUGGGACAAUUGAGACAUGGGUCGGUGCUGUCCGUGACUCAGAAGCAGUAUGAUGCAUUGGCAGCCCUCUAG